Molecule: messenger RNA, 534 nt
Organism: Hibiscus syriacus
Lineage: Eukaryota; Viridiplantae; Streptophyta; Magnoliopsida; Malvales; Malvaceae
Product: HVA22-like protein j
Exons: 5
Coding region: 31-534 (167 amino acids)
Source: RefSeq, a predicted model, not a curated record
AAGUAUUGAAUUUUUUUUAAAAAAAAAACAAUGUUGGGUGACUUCAUUAACAGAAUUUUUGUGUUGGCUCUUGGAUAUGCGUAUCCAGCAUUUGAGUGCUUUAAAACGGUGGAGAAGAACAAAGUUGGAAUCGAGGAACUCAGAUUUUGGUGCCAAUAUUGGAUCCUUAUGGCGUUUCUGAUAGUUUUCGAAUGGACAGGGGAAGUAUUCAUUUCAUGGUUGCCGAUGUAUGGCGAGAUGAAGGUUGGAAUGUUAGUGUACCUGUGGUAUCCUAAAACAAAGGGAACUGGUUAUGUAUAUGAUACCUUGCUUCGGCCAUUCAUGGCAAGACAUGAAACAGAAGUGGAUAGAAAGAUUCAAGAGAUCAAAGCUAGAAUUUGGGACUUUAUUUUUAAAUACUGCCAACGUUUCGCAGUAAUGGGGCAGGGAAAAUUCUUUGAAAUGCUUCAAUACAUGGCAAACCAAUCUUUGAAGUUUAAACAAGCUAAUCAGGUAGUUCUUCAGGUAAUGUAUUUGGUGAUUCAUUUUGCAUGA